This is a messenger RNA of Prunus armeniaca (apricot), 705 nucleotides long. Lineage: Eukaryota; Viridiplantae; Streptophyta; Magnoliopsida; Rosales; Rosaceae. The record is from the annotation of a GenBank genome assembly.
AUGGAGAAUAAUAAUGAAACAGCAGCAGCAGCAGCAGCAGGAGUGCAAGUGCAAGGUGUGAGGAGGAUGAAGAGGGCGGAGAUUGAUACAAGGCAACCAUUCCGAUCUGUCAAAGAAGCUGUUUCAUUGUUCGGUGAAAAGUUUCUUGCAGGGGAACUCUAUGCCACCCAGCUCAAACAGAUGCAGAAUGGAGCACAUGAAAAUGGGCAUCGGCAUGGCCCUGCAUCCAGAAUUGGAAGCGUGACAGCGGAGCUAGAGGAGACAAAACAAAGCCUCCAAAAAGCCAGAGAAGAAAGCGAGCUCAUGGAAAAUUGCCUUUCAUCUCUAAAACAGGAGCUUGAACUGACAAAGCGAGAGCUCCAUCAGUUGAAGGAAAGGGAAUAUGAGAAACAGUUUGUAGAAGCGGAGAUCAUCGAAGACGUUAGGAAUAUCGUUGAAGACUCAGACUCAACCAAGUUUGAAAUGAAAACACAGACAUCUGAUGAGGAAGAAGGAAGCUUUGAGUUUCAUAACAAAAGAUAUGUGACAUUUGCAAAUCCACCUUCCCUUGCGCAAGUAAAGAUUGCGCAAGGUUUAGGUGUAGAUGAAAAAUUGCAAAGACACCCUUCUCUUUCUCUCAAGAAGAAGAAAAACAAGCAUUUCAUUCCUCUAAUAGCUGGGAUGUUUUCUAAGAAGAAAGGAGGCCCACAAGUAGCCUAUCCUUGA